Messenger RNA from Olea europaea var. sylvestris, 3093 nucleotides. RefSeq lists its product as uncharacterized. Lineage: Eukaryota; Viridiplantae; Streptophyta; Magnoliopsida; Lamiales; Oleaceae. Gene Ontology annotation, cellular component: P-body. Gene Ontology annotation, molecular function: RNA binding. Gene Ontology annotation, biological process: P-body assembly; deadenylation-dependent decapping of nuclear-transcribed mRNA. Bases 31 to 2394 code for a protein of 787 amino acids. The transcript has 5 exons. The record is from RefSeq and is a predicted model, not a curated record.
CCCCCCCGGUUUUUAGGCUAUCCUGUCGUUAUGGAGAGAUCUGAUGGGAAAGGUCUCAAGGAUUUCUCCCACGCCCCCAGCAGCACGAUUUCUGAUAGCGAGCUAUUCGAUGCAUCGCAGUAUGCAUUUUUUGGGAAAGAUAUAGUGGAUGAAGUGGAGCUGGGUGGUUUGGAGGAAGAAGAGAGUGCCCUUGCAAUUGGCAGUGGGUUUGGCGGCGAGGAUGACUUGCACGAGUAUCAUUUGUUUGAUAAAGAUGAGGGAUUGGCUUUAGGAUCUUUGUCUGACAUAGAUGAUCUGGCUACUACAUUUGCUAAGCUGAACAAAGUUGUCAGUGGACCAAGACAUCCUGGAGUUAUUGGUGAUCGAGGAUCUGGUUCUUUUUCGAGGGAAAGUUCAUCUGCCACUGAAUGGCCACAAGAGAUGAAUUUUCCUGAUUGGCUUAAUCAGCAUAUAUCUGAUUCAGAAUAUUAUCAAGAAAGCAAGAGGUGGUCAUCCCACCCACAUCUCUCUUCAGUUCAUCUUUCAGAAUUAAGACAGUUACACAGAACAUCUUCGUACCCUGACCAGCAGCAACAACAGUUCCAGCACUAUGCUAGUGAGCCUAUUUUAUUGCCACAGUCAUCUUUCACUUCCUUUCCUCCACCGGGUUCUCAACAACCUUUGAAUAAUUUGCAUCAUCUUAAUUUGCAAUCUCUCUCUAGGGGAACUCAGUCAUCCUUCUCCGCUCCAAACAACUCUCUAUCUAAUUCAACUCUUCAUACUGGCUUGCCUCGUGGAUUGCAUUAUAAUGCAAAUACUUCAAACUUAACCUCACCUAACCUCUCUCUUAACAGAAGGCUACAGAACAACUGGACUAGCGAUGCUGGCCUCCUUCAUGGGGACCAUUCUAACCUCUUGAACAAUAUCUUGCAGCAUCAAUAUCAGAAUGCGUUGUUGUCGCCACUGCUAAUGACCCCACAGCGGCAGAGACUGCGUCCUUCACUUCAGCCGUCUUUAGCCCAUUUUCCAGCAGUACGAUCUCAACAAUUUAAUAGCUUCCCUUUACCAUCACAUUUGAGUAAAUACGGAUUAGCUGAUAAAAGAGAGUCAAAGUCAAAAUCAGCAACAAAAGGUGGAAAUAGUGUACGAUUCUCUCGCCAAGGUUCUGACGCUAGUAUCCAGAGGAGUAAUAGUAAUUUGCUUCAGUUUAGGUCCAAGUACAUGACAGCUGAAGAAAUAGAGAACAUUCUCAAAAUUCAGCAAGCUGUAGCCCAUGGCAAUGACCCAUAUAUAGAUGAUUAUUAUCACCAAGCUCGUCUUGCAAAGAAAUCAAUAGAAACGAGGUCAAAGUUUCGUUUCUGUCCAUCUCACCUGAGGGACCAAUCUUCCCGCUCGCGUCAUGGUGCUGAAUCCCAGCCACAUCUCCAUGUUGAUGCUCAUGGGAGGAUUUCAUUUUCUUCUAUCCGCAGGCUCCGUCCACUUCUUGAAGUUGACUCUCCUCCCUCUGCUUAUGGCAAUGGAAGUGCUGAACAAAAAAUAUAUGAAAAGCCUUUAGAGCAGGAACCGAUGCUUGCAGCUAGGGUUACAAUUGAGGAUGGCCUUUGUCUUCUUCUAGAUGUAGAUGAUAUUGACCGAACCCUACAAUUCACUCAAUCCCAAGAUGGUGGCAGUCAGCUUCGACAGAAGCGGCAUAUUUUGUUAGAAGGAUUAGCAGCCUCUCUUCAGCUUGUUGACCCACUUGGAAAAAAUGGCAACACUGUGGGGCUGGCUCCCAAGGAUGAUAUUGUCUUUCUACGAAUAGUCUCUAUUUUGAAAAGUUGGAAACUUAUCUCGAGGUUUCUUCAGCUUCUUUUACCUGGUAGCGAGCUUGCCCGAAUAGUUUGCAUGGCCAUCUUUCGUCAUUUAAGAUAUCUUUUUGGGGGCCUUCCCUCUGAUCCAGGAGCGACCGAGACAAUUAAUGGUCUAGCUAAAACCGUGUCUCUGUCUAUCAGCAGUAUGGAUCUCAACUCACUUAGUGCUUGUUUGGCUGCUGUAGUUUGUUCCUCAGAACAACCACCUCUUCGUCCUCUUGGGAGUUCUGCAGGAGAUGGUGCCUCAGUCAUCUUGAAAUCUGUUUUAGAAAGAGCAACUCACUUACUAACAGAUCCUCAGAUCAAUAGUACUUUUAGCAUGCCGAACCCUGCACUUUGGCAGGCUUCAUUUGAUGCUUUUUUUGGUCUCCUCGUGAAAUAUUGUGUGAGUAAAUGUGACAGUGUAGUGCAAUCGACGUUCUCUCAAACCCAGCCAAACACAGAGGUAACUGGUUCAGAGGCUGCAUUAGCUGUAAGCAGGGAAAUGCCUGUGGAACUUCUCCGUGCUAGUCUUCCACACGCUAACGAGCAUCAGAGGAAGUUAUUACUAAAUUUUGCUCAAUGAUCUAUGCCUGUUACUGGGUUCAAUGUUCAUGGUGGAAGCAGUGGACCAAUAAAUCCCGAAUUAGUGGGGGGUUAGCAAGGAAGAGCUCAUAAAAGCUUUGCAUUUGUACAGGCUUUGGUCUCUACUUUCGUUAUCAUUAGUAUAACCGAAGGUCCCUAUCUUCUUUCCCUCCCCCCUCCCUCUUAUGAGGAAGGGGUUACAUUCUGUUUAUUUCAGUAAAAUAUUAAAUAACUGUUUGUCGUGUCGGAAGUUCAUGAAAGGAUUAAUGACUUACACCUGCAUCUGGGAGAGCUUUAUUUUGACGCUCUCCUGUGAACAUCGGAGAAUAAACUUAACCGUAAAGGUGAAAUGUACAGGUUUCCAUCUUUUCUCAUUUGAGUUCAUCCUCUAAUCUUGUGUAGAGUAUUGAGAAAGAAAAAAAUCUUAUUCAUCGAAAGAAUAAUGGGGGUAUGUUGUAGAGUAGGCUAUUGUGCGAAUUACGAGGUUUGCUGUAGAGAAGGAUAGUUGUGCAAGUGUGCAGCCUGGUUUUUAAGGGGUGACUUGUAAUGUUGUAGAAAUAGUUCUCAUUUGCUGAAUAUUUAAAUGUCACAGUAGCCAAAUUUACAGGAUUUGAGGUAACACAAUGCCUUAUUUGCUGCGUGUGCGUGUAUAUGAACUUAAAGCUGGUAUGCUUUCUUGAUUAUUUGUUGCUUGCUUGAA